Messenger RNA from Galeopterus variegatus (Sunda flying lemur), 2661 nucleotides. RefSeq names its product DNA-damage inducible 1 homolog 2 (S. cerevisiae) (gene DDI2). Gene Ontology annotation, molecular function: aspartic-type endopeptidase activity; protein binding. The transcript has 10 exons. Lineage: Eukaryota; Metazoa; Chordata; Mammalia; Dermoptera; Cynocephalidae. The record is from RefSeq and is a predicted model, not a curated record. The coding region runs from base 207 to 1406 and encodes 399 amino acids. Gene Ontology annotation, biological process: proteolysis.
AGACGGACUCGCGGGCGGGUGGCGGCGGCCGUGCCUGCUGGUGAGGGCGGGAGAGAGUGAGUCACUGAGCGUGUGUGAGGGAGGGAAGGAGCGAGCGGGCGAGCGAGCUGCCCGCGCCGUCCGUCCGCAGCACCACCCAGGCCCCGCCGCCUCCCCUCCGCCUCGCGCCCAGGCCGGGCCGAGCCGAGCUGGGUCGGGCCCGGGCCAUGCUGCUCACCGUGUACUGUGUGCGGAGGGACCUCUCCGAGGUGACCUUUUCUCUCCAGGUCGACGCCGACUUCGAGCUGCACAACUUCCGCGCGCUGUGCGAGCUCGAGUCCGGCAUCCCCGCAGCCGAGAGCCAGAUUGUCUAUGCUGAAAGACCUCUCACAGACAACCACAGAUCACUGGCUUCUUACGGCUUGAAAGAUGGGGAUGUUGUGAUUUUACGACAGAAGGAGAGUGCAGAUCCUCGACCUCCAGUGCAGUUCCCAAAUUUACCCCGGAUAGACUUUAGUAGUAUAGCUGUGCCUGGCACCUCAAACUCCCGGCAGCGCCAGCAAGCAGGAGCACAGAAGUCGCACUCAUCCCCUGGAGAAAAAGCCUCAUCUCCUCAGGGCUUGGACGAUCCAGCCUUGCUCCGAGACAUGUUGCUGAACAACCCGCAUGAGCUGUCCUUGCUUAAGGAACGCAAUCCACCCCUGGCAGAAGCUCUGCUCAGUGGCGAUCUUGAGAAAUUUUCUAGGGUCCUUGUGGAGCAGCAGCAGGACCGAGCCCGGAGAGAGCAAGAAAGAAUUCGUCUCUUUUCUGCUGACCCCUUUGACCUUGAAGCUCAGGCAAAGAUAGAAGAAGAUAUAAGGCAACAGAACAUUGAAGAAAACAUGACAAUAGCUAUGGAGGAGGCUCCGGAAAGUUUUGGCCAAGUAGUGAUGCUUUAUAUUAACUGCAAAGUGAAUGGACAUCCCGUGAAAGCCUUUGUUGACUCAGGUGCCCAGAUGACUAUUAUGAGCCAGUCUUGUGCAGAAAGAUGUAAUAUAAUGAGACUGGUGGACCGUCGGUGGGCAGGGAUUGCUAAAGGAGUGGGCACCCAGAAGAUUAUUGGAAGGGUACAUCUAGCUCAGGUUCAAAUUGAAGGUGAUUUUUUGGCAUGUUCCUUCUCUAUUCUUGAGGAACAGCCUAUGGACAUGCUUCUGGGACUGGACAUGCUUAAACGGCAUCAGUGUUCCAUCGACCUCAAGAAAAAUGUGCUUGUGAUCGGCACCACAGGCUCACAGACCACCUUCCUUCCUGAGGGAGAGCUACCAGAGUGUGCCCGGUUGGCAUAUGGGGCUGGGCGAGAAGACAUGCGGCCAGAGGAGAUUGCAGACCAAGAAUUAGUAGAAGCCCUUAAAAAAUCAGCAGAGGAUGCAGAGCGUCAGAAGCCAUGAUGCAUGUAGUGUGUGUGUACUGCAGCUGGAGUGGGCCCCAGACCAGAGAAAAGUGGUAAAGAAUCUACCUCACUGGGAAUGUCAUCAUUACCAACUUCAGAUGGAUUUAACCAUCCAGCCCAUUCUUUAAGACAGAGUCCUGAGAUUGGUAAUCCUAUGAGUCUUGCUCACUCUGUCUCUGCUUCAGUCUGCCCUAUCAAGCCCAGUGACCCAGAUAGCAUCAAACCUAACGCUGUGAAGGCUUUGAAGGCUUCAGCUGAGUUCCAGAUAAAUUCUAAAAAGAAAGAACAUCUUCCUCUACAGGAUCUUUUUGAUCAUGCUUCUUCAGCAGACCAGAGUCCAGCUAUGCCUUUGCAGAAUUCAUUUGAAGAAGCAGUUGUUGCAGGUAAUCUGGAGAAAUCUGCUGAAAGAAGCACCCAGGGCCUCAAGUUUCUUCUUCACACAAGGCAGGAAGCUAGUUUAUCUGUCACAACUACUAAUGUGCAUGAACCAGAGGUGUUUCUAAGUGAAAAGGGUGGGCAUACAGAAAAUCAGAACUUGAGUCAAGUGAAUGGCCUUCAGCAGCAUGAAGAACCAGGGAAUGAACAGCAUGAGGCUGUACAAAACAAUGUUCCAUGUGACCUAGAACAUCUUUGUAACAUAGGAGACCUUGAACCUUCUGGAGAAAGGCAACAGAACCAACAAAGUAUUGAUUUGGAAGUUACGAUGAAAGGAGAAGAUAGACUACAGCAGAAUGUGGAUCUUCCAAGUACAGAGAAAAGUAUUCUACCUUCAGGAUGCUUUGGCUGCUCGAAUUCAGAAACACUUAUGGAAAUAGAUAUAGUUGAACAGUCCCUAGUUGCUGUGCUUAAUUCAUCAGGCAAUCAGAAUGCCAAUGUCAGGAACAUUGGUGCAUCUAAUCUCACUUCAGAUAAUCCCUUGAUGGAAGUAGAAACAUCAAAAUGUAACCUUUCAUCUGAAAUUUUGAGUAAUUCCAUUUCCACUCAGGAUUUACAGCCCCCAGAAAGUAAUGUCGAAAGGUCUGAAACAAGUAAAGAAUAUGGCAAUUACUCCCUACCUUUAAGUCUCAGUGGUAGUUGUCAGUCCUCUGUGGAGUCAACAGAAGAAUCUUGUUCAUCUAUAACAGCAGCCUUGAAAGAACUUCAUGAACUUUUGGUUAUUAGUAGUAAACCAGCUUCAGAAAGUACAUCUGAAGAAGUUAUUUGUCAAUCAGAAACAGUAACUGAGAGCCAAACAGGUAGUAAGGACCUUUCUG